GUCUGCCGACGACCAGCGGCCAGACGCUGCGGGAGCACUGCUGGGCUGGAGGAGGGCUCGAGCUGCGAGGACGGCACGGAGCAGCGGGGUGGGGCUCGGGGUCGCCCCAGGAGAGUUCCGCGGCCUGGGGGGGCAGAGGCAUGCACAAGUGGGGGCGAAAGGAGGGGGUGGAUGAGGAGGCUCGGGCCCUUCCACCCACGCGUCCAUUGGGCGGCGCCGCCAUCACUCUCUUCUGGGCUACACCGCCUUCUCUUCCUCCGCGGAACCCGGAUCCCCUCCUCCACCACCCUCUCCCCGCCCCGUCACGAUAGCCUCUCAUUGGACGGAGGCACGGUCAAUCCUCGUCGAGUUAGGGAGCCGACUGGACGCGAGGCCUUUGGGCCGUCCCCAGCCUCGUCGGAUUGGCUUCCCGCGCGUUGGCGCAACGGAAGAGGCGGCCGGCCGAGGGCGCGCCUCUGCUCUGGCUGGACUGCCGCGGAGGAGGCGAGAAGGAGUCCGACGCUGGGGGGCUUGCUGGGGCGGCAGCGGUGGCUGCUGCGGAUGGGAGCGGGCCGGCUCGGCGCGCCCAUGGAGCGCCACGGCAGGGCUUCCGCCACCUCCCUCUCGUCGGCUGGGGAGCAGGCGGCCGGGGACCCCGAAGGGCGGCGGCAGGAGCCACUGCGGCGCCGGGCGAGCAGCGCGUCGGUGCCCGCGGUCGGGGCCUCGGCUGAGGGCACGAGGCGGGAUCGACUGGGCUCCUACAGCGGCCCCACCUCGGUCUCCCGCCAGCGCAUCGAAAGCCUGAGGAAAAAGCGGCCGCUUUUUCCAUGGUUUGGACUGGAUAUCGGUGGAACUCUGGUCAAGCUGGUUUAUUUUGAACCCAAAGACAUCACUGCUGAAGAAGAAGAGGAGGAAGUGGAAAGUCUUAAAAGCAUUCGGAAGUACCUGACCUCCAAUGUGGCUUAUGGGUCUACAGGCAUUCGGGACGUGCACCUCGAGCUGAAGGACCUGACUCUGUGUGGACGCAAAGGCAAUCUGCACUUUAUACGCUUUCCCACUCAUGACAUGCCUGCUUUUAUUCAAAUGGGCAGAGAUAAAAACUUCUCGAGUCUCCACACUGUCUUUUGUGCCACUGGAGGUGGAGCGUACAAAUUUGAGCAGGAUUUUCUCACAAUAGGUGAUCUUCAGCUUUGCAAACUGGAUGAACUAGAUUGCUUGAUCAAAGGAAUUUUAUACAUUGACUCAGUCGGAUUCAAUGGACGGUCACAGUGCUAUUACUUUGAAAACCCUGCUGAUUCUGAAAAGUGUCAGAAGUUACCAUUUGAUUUGAAAAAUCCGUAUCCUCUGCUUCUGGUGAACAUUGGCUCAGGGGUUAGCAUCUUAGCAGUAUAUUCCAAAGAUAAUUACAAACGGGUCACAGGUACUAGUCUUGGAGGAGGAACUUUUUUUGGUCUCUGCUGUCUUCUUACUGGCUGUACCACUUUUGAAGAAGCUCUUGAAAUGGCAUCUCGUGGAGAUAGCACCAAAGUGGAUAAACUAGUACGAGAUAUUUAUGGAGGGGACUAUGAGAGGUUUGGACUGCCAGGCUGGGCUGUGGCUUCAAGCUUUGGAAACAUGAUGAGCAAGGAGAAGCGAGAGGCUGUCAGUAAAGAGGACCUUGCCAGAGCGACUUUGAUCACCAUCACCAACAACAUUGGCUCAAUAGCAAGAAUGUGUGCCCUUAAUGAAAACAUUAACCAGGUGGUAUUUGUUGGAAAUUUCUUGAGAAUUAAUACGAUCGCCAUGCGGCUUUUGGCAUAUGCUUUGGAUUAUUGGUCCAAGGGGCAGUUGAAAGCACUUUUUUCGGAACACGAGGGUUAUUUUGGAGCUGUUGGAGCACUCCUUGAGCUGUUGAAGAUCCCGUGAUCAUUACCUGGGGAGGGGUUCCUGAAACCUUCCACAAUGGGAUCUGUGGACUUUCAUUUUUUUAAGAGACUUACUCAAUUUCAUGACUGUACUACCUGAAACAAAGUGAGAAAGGACACGUGUAUUUUUCUAAGUCAUCAAGAUAAAUCCUUAAGAAUUCAGUCUAAACUAGCAACCAGGAAGGAAAAAUAUAUUAAAAACAACAAAAAAGUGGCCCAUGUCCAGGCAGUGUGAGGAUUUGCUGUAUAUAAGUUGCCUGCUUUGUAUUUUUGAAAUCUCUGCAUCACUCAUUGGAGGUGCUUCCGAAGAGAGCUGCUCUGUGUUCAGUUGACUGUGGUUUUGUGUCCUGUUUGAACUUGCUGAAUGUAAGGCAGGCUACUAUGUGUUAUAAUCUAAUCACAAUUUGUCAGUAUGGUCUUGGCAAUCAUCUGUGCAUUACUCUGGUUUGCAUUAAGCCUGUGUGUGAACUUACUGUAAAACAUGUUUUAUUUCAAGGUUCUGCAAAAUUAAUUGGGCAGGUUAAUUGUGUACCUGAAACUUAACAAGCAGUUUUUGGAAGGGCAGUUCCACGUUACUUUACACUAAAUCCCGGGAAUGAA
Molecule: messenger RNA, 2483 nt
Organism: Pan troglodytes (chimpanzee)
Lineage: Eukaryota; Metazoa; Chordata; Mammalia; Primates; Hominidae
Source: RefSeq, a predicted model, not a curated record